This is a messenger RNA of Solanum dulcamara, 562 nucleotides long. Its product is annotated as 30S ribosomal protein S31, mitochondrial. Gene Ontology annotation, biological process: plastid translation. The transcript has a single exon. The record is from RefSeq and is a predicted model, not a curated record. NCBI's taxonomy places the organism in Eukaryota, Viridiplantae, Streptophyta, Magnoliopsida, Solanales, Solanaceae. Gene Ontology annotation, cellular component: plastid; ribosome. Bases 189 to 452 code for a protein of 87 amino acids.
UCAUCCCAUAAUUUUUAACUUGUAACAAAAUCAUAACAAGAAUCGAAAACUCUCAAAUUCGUACGUUUUGAAAGAAGAAAAUCAAAACGAAAAACCUUAAUCACCCAUUUCUCCCUUUUUAACAUUUUAUUAUUUUGCUGAAGGAAUUUCCAGUCCAGGGCUAGGGUUUAAGGUGCAAGAAAUCGGAGAUGGCGAUGACACAGUGGUGCAGCAUAGCAGUUAGGAGAAUGAUGAUGGGCGCUAUGGAGCAACGAAUGGCAUAUUUAUCUUCAGCUGCGAUGGGAAGUCCGAUCCUUUGCGGUCGAGGGGACAAGAGGACGAAGAAAGGGAAGAGAUUCAAAGAUUCAUAUGGAAAUUCAAGACCCAAAAAGGAGAAGAAAAUUGAACGCAUCAAGGAUAAAGUUGAGGUCCCCAGGUCUACACCUUGGCCUCUUCCUUUCAAACUCAUUUGAUUUCUAAGCCUCUAGUCUUGUUUUUCUUAUGAUGAAUCUGAAUGUAUUCACUUCUCAAGACACGUAGACCGUUCAGUAUUGUGUUUCAAUUGUUUUGUUUACCUUUGCAA